Salvia hispanica is the source of this 3007-nucleotide messenger RNA. Its product is annotated as protein MEI2-like 5. Lineage: Eukaryota; Viridiplantae; Streptophyta; Magnoliopsida; Lamiales; Lamiaceae. Gene Ontology annotation, molecular function: RNA binding. The record is from RefSeq and is a predicted model, not a curated record.
UCCCACAAAAAGAUUCUUGGAACAUAUUUAUUAUUUUAUUGAUUUCAAUUCCAUUUUUCUCAUUUGUUUUUAUGGAUUCUAUGUGUGCGUAUGUAUGUGCACGUGGAUAUCAAAUCAACAUUUAAUAGCAGUUGAAAUUGAUUUCAAUCAAAAUAAAAUCGUCCAUAAAUUUUUCGGCCGUCAAAUCAUUGCUGCUCACUGCAUUUCCUGCGAUCAAUGCCUGUUAAUUUCAUGUCGUUUGUGUAUUAAUUGAGUGGGGUUAAAAGGGGGAAAUGAAAACGAAGGCGGAAGAAGGUUGAGGAGUUCUUGCUGUUCACGUUUCUGUUCCCUUUUGUUUUUUUGUCUUUCAUGCGCUCCCCUUUUGCUUGCAAUAUUCGGCCUAGAAUUAAUGCUUUUGGUGUUUCUUCACUGAUAUCAGUGGCUUCCUUGAACUUCUUAUCCUCAGGUGCUUAAAGAUCUAUCUGACGAGAUGGGAACUAGUUCGUGGGAGCUCUUUCCCCGGUCUCAUUCUUAUCGCGUGCCAAGUGAUGCCUCACUUCACUCGAUUUCGUUGCCUGUUCUUGCCAAUGUGAAGUUGAGUAGCAGUGAAGGGAAGAGUGAUCUUCAGUCCAUGUAUGAUACCUCCAGCAGCUUAAAUGAUAUUGAUCAGGAGCUAAAGGGUAAUUAUGCGGUUGGGAGCUUCCUCCCCGAUGAUGAGGAUGAACUCCUAGCUGGGAUAAUGGAUGAUUUUGAGGCCAAUUGGUUGCCCAACAUAGUAGAUGAUAUGGAGGAAUACGAUCUUUUUGGUGGAGGAGGUCUAGAAUUGGAAUCCGAUCCCCAAGAAAACUCGAGAGUAGGUUCUUCUACUCUUAGUUUAUCCAAUGAUGGAAUUGGCAACACAGUGGCUUAUUCCAAUCAAACUAAUGGCGUGGGCACAGUUGCUGGGGAACACCCUCUAGGAGAGCAUCCUUCCAGAACAUUAUUUGUUCGCAAUAUCAAUAGUAACAUUGAGGAUGCAGAACUUAGAACACUCUUUGAGCUAUAUGGUGAUAUCAGAACAUUGUACACUGCAUCUAAACAUAGGGGUUUUGUGAUGGUUUCUUACUACGAUAUUCGUGCUGCUCGAACUGCCAUGCGAGCAUUGCAAAACAAGCCACUCCGGAGGAGAAAGCUAGAUAUUCAUUUCUCAAUUCCCAAGGAGAACCCUUCUGACAAGGAAAUAAACCAAGGAACUCUGGUAGUAUUUAAUUUGGACCCAUCAGUCACGAACGACAACCUUCUACAAAUUUUUGGGGCUUAUGGCGAGGUUAAAGAGAUAAGGGAAACGCCACAUAAGAAACAUCAUAAAUUUAUUGAAUUUUAUGAUGUCAGAGCUGCAGAAGCUGCCCUUAAAUCCUUGAAUAGAAGCGAUUUAGCUGGGAAACGUAUAAAGGUGGAACCUAGUCGGCCUGGUGGGGCACGUAGAAGUUUGCUGCUCCAUAUGAAUCACGAGGUUGAGAAAGACGAAAGAACCUUGCACAAAGUAGGCUUGCCUCUUGGGAAUUCACCCCCUGCUACGUGGCCUCACCUUAGCAGCCCUAGUGUUGGAAGUCCUCUGCUAAACUUCAGUAAAUCACCUGGUUUUAGUUCAGCAGGUAGCAGUUGGGGCAGGCAAGAUACCUUUGAACUGUCUCACUCACUUCCAGAGCAGAAGUCGAGUCAGUUUGUCGGGUCUGAUUCUUUCUUUGGUUCUUUCAAUGGAUCCACUUCCGUACCAUUUACUGGUCCUGAGCUUUACUGGGGAAGUUCAUCCAAACAGACCAAUUCUACACCGAUAACUCAAGCUGUAAGGAAUCCUUUUAUAUCUGGUGGUAAUCACGGGAGUCUUUACGACUGGUCUCAAAUCCAGCAGCAGCAUCACCGUUACCAUGCUGGAUCUGCUCCAUCUGCUGUCCCCCUCCAACAAAAAUUCGGCUAUUUUCAUGAGUCGCCCAAAUCAUCAUUUGCUAGACCUGGUUGUACACGUGCUGCUUACUUGGGCGACUUAAAUGAUUCCAGCUAUCGUGAUGUUACCAAUUCCACUGUUCCUUUGAUGAAGUCAGUAUCAGUGGGAGAAGGAUCUCCUGUUUCUAGCAUGAUAUCAUCUGCAAGACCAAGUCAUGUGUUUCAUGGUAUUGCUCGUUUCCCCGGACAUGCAGCGUCUAACUGGGAGGCUUUGGCCGAACGUGGGAGGUCUCGACUCAUUGACACCAAUGGGAUCCAAAUAGAUAACAAGAACCAAUUUCAACUUGAUAUCGACAAGAUUAGAACUGGUGAAGACACUCGAACAACUCUGAUGAUAAAAAAUAUCCCCAACAAAUACACAUCAAAGAUGUUACUGGCUACCAUUGAUGAACAUUGUAAAGGAACUUAUGAUUUUCUAUAUUUGCCCAUUGAUUUCCAGAACAAAUGCAACGUUGGUUACGCAUUUAUCAACCUGCUGUCUCCAUUAAACAUCAUCCCAUUUUAUGAGGCAUUCAAUGGAAAGAGGUGGGAGAAAUUCAACAGUGAAAAAGUCACCUAUUUGGCAUAUGCUCGAAUUCAAGGGAAGGCUGCCCUCGUUGCCCAUUUCAAGCACACGACUUUGAUGAAUGAAGAUAAGCACUGCAGGCCGAUUCUCUUUGACUCAGAAUUCCUAGAGUCUAACAAUAAGGGCCUCCAAAAAAAUGUUCAAGUCAACGCGAGCACCGGAGUUCAACAUUCAAACGAAGGACAAGCAGGGAAUCUGGCCGGUAGCGAUCAAGAUGAGAGAGCAGUAAUGGCGAAUGCAUCAAGGUAAAAGGACACACUUUUCUCAUUAAUGGAAAAUUUUGGGAACGUAGUUCCAUUGAUGUCAAGUGUCUGUAUUAAGAUUCUUGUUUGAAGUAAUCAAAUUAGAUUUGAUGUUUUUUGUUGGUCAAAUCUGAUGGUUAUCUUAGUCGAUCGCCUCAACUUUUUUGAGAACCUUAAUUAUGUACAUGAGGGGAUUAUGUAUUUCUAAAUGUGGAGAGAUAUUAAUUUUUUGAACAAA